Molecule: messenger RNA, 486 nt
Organism: Penicillium salamii
Lineage: Eukaryota; Fungi; Ascomycota; Eurotiomycetes; Eurotiales; Aspergillaceae
Source: the annotation of a GenBank genome assembly
AUGGACGAGUCGUGGUACAAAGUCUUCACGCCAGAGUUCGACACAGUAGCCUACGAUCCGCUGGACCCUCCCAAACGAUACCACACAGGUGUCUUCGUUGAAACAGACGCGGGGACUCUCCAAGGAGUGCUACUUCAAGUCACCGGCGACAUCAUCGCCAGCAGCGGCAUGCGGUUCGAAGUGAAAGAAAACUUUGUUCCUGCAGCAGAAAAGUAUUUUCACAGAACUACAGAAGUUGGAAGGAUUUGCAAAUCCGAUUUUCCACGAAUAAGGGGUAUCUUGGAAGCCUUACCCACACCGACCAAACAGCAGGGACUUGACUUUUGGAGCCUGGAUUCAAAUAAGCGGAAUAAGCUUACUUGGACGAAGCAGAAUGGGGAUCUUUACGGGCCAGGCGAACAACGACGGCCAAUCAUGAAGUGUAAUGAAUGGACACAUCAGCUUGCGAUUCCGACUUUGCAACGCGAGGGAAUUUUACAUAGCUAA